Zootoca vivipara (common lizard) is the source of this 5377-nucleotide messenger RNA. The record is from RefSeq and is a predicted model, not a curated record. Lineage: Eukaryota; Metazoa; Chordata; Lepidosauria; Squamata; Lacertidae.
GGAGGCGGAGUCCGCCGCCUUCCCGGCAGCCCUAGCGCCUGGCGAUGCGGAAGGGGCGGGGAAAUGGGCGCGCACGUCCGCUGAGGCGAAGAGACGGCGCUUUCUCGGCGGCGGCUGGUGACCGAAAGAACCCGGGACCGAGGGGUUUGCCAAGAUGCUUUCGGAUUCCUAAAUCACCCUGACGAGACGUUUGGGGAGACCAAGCCGGCCGGCGAGCAGAAGGCGCAGAAGCGAGGAGGAAUCGGGGCCAAUGCAGCAGCAACGAAGGCAGCCAGAGUUAGUGGGAGGAAACCUUCCCGUCUUCCUCUUCCCCACGGAGCUGAUCUUUUAUGCGGACGACCAGUCGACCCACAAACAGGUCCUGACUCUCUAUAACCCCUACGAAUUUGCCUUGAAAUUCAAAGUUCUCUGCACAACCCCAAAUAAAUAUGUCGUGGUUGAUGCGGCGGGCGCGGUGAAGCCUCAAUGUUGCGUUGACAUCGUGAUCCGCCACCGAGACGUCCAACCUUGCCACUAUGGCGUGAUUGACAAGUUUCGGCUCCAGGUCUCCGAGCAGAGCCAGAGGAAAGCGCUGGGGAGGAAAGAGGUCAUCGCCACGCUUCUUCCGGCGGCGAAAGAGCCGAAGGAAGAGGAGGAGGGCAGGAUCACGGAGCACCUGGCAGACAGCGUCUUUUUCGAGCAGGCUUUGUGCCAGCCAGAAAACAGAAUCGCCUCAUCGGGGCCGAGUUUGCUCACCGUGUUCCUCGGAAUCGUCUGCAUUGCGGCUCUCAUGCUUCCCACGCUGGGAGAAGGGGGUUCGCUCGUGCCCCUCCACCUCCACUUAAGUGUGAAUCAAAAGUUAGUAGCAGCUUAUGUAUUAGGUACGCAUUUUUUUGGUCGUUGUUUUGUUUUGGGAUUUGGCGCUGGCCGAGUGGUUGCUGUCGGAGAAAUAAGGGACUGGCCGGAAGUAGCAGGCCGGAAGUAGCGCUGCCGCCAUUUUGGAACUGGGCGGAGCAUGCUCAGAAGCGGGCUUGGGAUGCUGCUUUGCCCAGUUCCAAAAUGGCCACCGCGCCAGAAGUCGCACUGCGGCCAUUGUGGAACUGGGCAGAGCAGCACCAAAAGUCGCUUCUGAGCAUGCUCCGCCCAGUUCCAAAAUGGCCGCCGCACCAGAAUAAACCGGGGGGAAACAAAAAAAAAUCCGUUUUUUCAGCUAGGAACAGCUGGAAAAACAGGGAUUUCCCGGGGAAUACGGGAGACUUGGCAGCUGUGGUAAAUAAAUGGGUUUUUUAAAAAAUACAAACCUAUAGUCGAGUCCCUGCUUGAGGCCCAUGUCAGCAAAUUGCAACCAGGGUGGAUAAAGAUCAAUGUUUUUUUUUUAAAAAAAGAAAGUUUUUAAAAAUCGGAUUUUGAUUUAAAUCGAACUUUUUUUAUUUAAAUCGGAUUUUGGAAAUUAAAUGCUUUUGGGGGCAGAAUUUUUCUAUAGUUUUCUGUUUAGGUUACAUUAUACUUAGGUUACAUUGUUUUCUGCUGCUCCAGAGAAGCGGACACGGAGCAAUGGAUUCAAACUACAAGAAAGAAGCUUCCACCUCAACAUUAGGAAAACACUGGUAUGGGACAAGUAGGCUUGUAAUGGACAAGUUUGAGGCUUGACAGACAUAUGUCAAGAAUGCUUUGAUGGUGUUUCCUGCUUGGCAGGGGGUUGGACUGGAUGGCCCUUGGGGUCUCUUCCAACUCUAUGAUUCUAUGAUUCUACGCCAAAGAGACUAUAAUUGGAGGGCCAAAGUUGAGGAAGCCUGGUCCAAAGGCUAUUCAUCAGGAAAUAAUUCAUCUCCAAAAAAGAAAACAAUGCCCGACCUGAAAAGAAAAAUAUGGAGCAGAUGAUUCAGCAGGGGAAACACAGCCCCGAACAAGUAAGGAGGUAGCACAAGAAUACUUGGCUAGUUUAGAUGUAUUCAAGUCUCCAGGGCCAGAUGAACUACAUCUAAGAGUAUUAAAAGAACUGGCAGAGGUGAUUUCAGAACCACUGGCAGUAAUCUUUGAGAAUUCCUGGAGAACAGGCGAAGUCCCCGCAGACUGGAGGGGGGCAAAUGUGGUCCCUAUUUUCAAAAAGGGGGAAAGAGAGGACCCAAACAAUUACCGCCCAGUCAGCCUGACAUCAAAGAUUCUAGAGCAGAUCAUUAAGCAAACGGUCUGUGAGCACCUAGAAAGGAACGUUGUGAACACUAAAAGUCAGCAUGGGUUUCUGAAAAAUAAGUCAUGUCAGACUAAUCUGAUCUCAUUUUUUGACAGAAUUACAAGCCUGGUAGAUGAAGGGAACGCUGUGGAUAUAGCCUUGGUUUCAGCAAGGCCUUUGACAAGGUGCCCCAUGAUAUUCUUGUAAAGAAGCUGGUCAAAUGCGGGCUAGACAAUGCUACCAUUCAGUGGAUUUGGAACUGGCUUACUGACCGAACCCAAAGGGUGCUCAUCAAUGGCUCCUCCUCAUCCUGGAGAGUAGUGACUAGUGGGGUGCCACAGGGUUCUGUCUUGGGCCCAGUCUUAUUCAACAUCUUCAUCAAUGACUUGGAUGAUGGGCUUGAGGGCAUCCUGAGCAAGUUUGCAGGUGACACCAAAUUGGGAGGGGUAGCUAAUACCUCAGAGGACAGGAUCACACUUCAAAAUGACCUUAACAGAUUAGAGAACUUGGCCAAAGCAAACAAGAUGAAUUUUAACAGGGAGAAAUGUAGAUUACAGUCAUACCUCGGUUUAAGUACGCCUCGGUUUGAGUACUUUCAGUUGAAGUACUCCGCGGACCUGUCUGGAACGGAUUAAUCCACUUUCCAUUACUUUCAAUGGGAAAGAUCGCUUCAAGUUAAGUACGCUUCAGGUUAAGUACGGACUUCCAGAACCAAUUACAUUCAUACUUCGGGUUAAGUACGCUUCAGGUUGAGUACUCCGCAUAGCUGCCAAGUUAUCCCUUUUUUAAAGGGAUUUUCCAUUAUGCUGAAUAGGCUUCCUCGCGAGAAAAGGGAAAACCUGGCAGCUAUGGUACUCCGUGGACCCGUCUCGAACGGAUUAAUCCACUUUCCAUUACUUUCAAUGGGAACGUUUGCUUCAGGUUAAGUAUGCUUCAGUUUAAGUACUCUGCGGACCACCUGGAACGGAUUAAUCCACUUUCCAUGGGAAAGUUUGCUUCAGGUUAAGUACGCUUCAGGUUAAGUACAGACUUCCGGAAUCAAUUGUGUAUUUAAACUGAGGUACCACUGUAAUACACUUGGGCAAAAAAAAAAAAAGGAUCUAGGAGUCUUGUAUCUUCCGUGUUUCUCAUAAUAUAAGACGUGCCUUCAAAAUAAGACAUGGCAGGCUUUUCACGAGUUGAUUAAAUAUAAGACAUACCCCCAAAAUAAGCCGUAGUGGGGGAGCAGGUCUGGCAAGGAAGGCAUUUAAGGGCCUUCGGAAGAGCCGGCAAGAGGCAACAGCGCGCUUGCUGGCGACCUUCUUCUUUUCAUGCCACUCGCAGUGGCCGUCUCCACCGCCGCCGCCGUGCUUUGGGGCUUGGCGCGUGCCCACAGCCACCUCCGCAGCCCCUGGGAUUACCGUCGCUGCAGCCGCGCUCCUGGGCGCUCUCGGCACUUCCCCCGCGGCCGCCUCACUGUGUUUUGCGGGGGUGGGAGCCGCUUCGGGGAGCACAGCGCAGCGUGAAGAACCUGGUGAGAGGCAGCUGCGGCUGCAGGUGAAGCCCGGGAUCUGCGUGGGUGACUGGGGGCGAGCGCCCUGAGCGCUGCAGCGGUGGCGAAGAGGCGCCCGAUCAGCUGAGAGGCCUCUUGCCGGUCCCUCCGCCGCUUCUCUCACAGCCGCCUCCGCGGCUGCUUCCUGCUCCGCCGACGCAUUUGGAUCCUUGGAUCACGGCGUUUCUUCUGCUCCCCAGUAGCACGCAAAUGGGAGGGCCGGAACCCCGCUGAGCUUCGCAGCUCCGCAGUAUUAUUAUUGUGCUUUGUUACAAGGGCAGCCUUGCCAUUUUUAUUUUCUGCUCCCUGGCUCUCAACGGGUCCCGCGCGGUGCGCUGCUGCCGACUCUCAACGGGUCGGGGGUCGGUGCAGCAUGCUGUUGCCAGCUCCCGCUCGAAAAAAUAAGAAAUCCCCCGAAAAUAAGCCGUGGUGUGUUUUUUUGGAGGAAAAAUAAAUAUCAGACGUGUCUUAUUUUAGGAGAAACAUGGUAGAAGUCAUGUCAAACUGGACAUGAGUCAACAGUGUGAUGCAGCAGCUCAAAAAGCCAAUGCAAUUCUGGGCUGCAUCAAUAGGAGUAUAGCAUCUAGAUCAAGGGAAGUAAUAGGACCACUGUAUUCCGCUCUGGUCAGACCUCACCUGGAGUCCUGUGUCCAGUUCUGGGCACCACAGUUCAAGAAGGAUACUGACAAGCUGGAACGUGUCCGGAAGAGGGCAACGAAAAUGGUCAAAGGCCUGGAAACGAUGCCUUAUGAGGAACGGCUUAGGGAGCUGGGUAUGUUUAGCCUGGAGAAGAGAAGGUUCAGGGGUGAUAUUAUAGCCAUGUUCAAAUAUAUCAAAGGAUGUCAUAUAGAGCAGCGUUUCUCAACUGGUGUUCCGCGGCACAGUACUGUGCCACGAGACACCGGCUUGUGUGUCGCGACGUGCGGCGAGGAAAAGGGCGCUUUGCAUUGCUGACGGACUUCCGGCGAGGCAAGAUGGCGCACGGCACGGCAGCGCGAAGCUCCUGAGAGCGACCAGCAUGCCCGUGCCGCCAGCCUAGCCUCCAGACCGCCGGAACUGCCGCCGCCGGUACGCGGGCGCCAAGUGAGCCCGGCGGAUUGACCGGGGAGCCGCUGGAGCCCCCCCCCCCCCCGCGACCCCACCGGAGCGACACCGAAAACGCCCGGCUGGAGGAUUGACGGACCCCUGGGGUCCGCGGCAGCCGCGUGGGCGUCGGAAUCGCCCGGCGGAUCAAGCGGGGAGCCGCUAAAGCCCCCCAGCGAGCCCGCCUGCGGCCGGGAAGAGCUCCGAAGCCCGGGACCUCCCACCACGCGACGGCCCUGCCUCGUCGCCGCAGCCGUCGCCACCCCAGCCGCCCCAGGAGAAGAGGAAAAGGAGGGAGGCCCCCCCAGGUGAGGGAAAAAGGGAAAGAUAGGGAGGAGAGGGCCCCUCGCCCCCCCCCAACCCAGGUGAUUCUAAUAGCAUCUUGCGGACCCCUCUGGCAUAGCUCGCGGACCCCUGGGGGUCCACGGACCACCUGUUGGGAACCACUGGCUUAGGGAGCUGGGUAUGUUUAGCCUGGAGAAGAGAAGGUUAAGGGGUGAUAUGAUAGCCAUGUUCAAAUAUAUGAAAGGAUGUCAUAUGGAGGAGGGAGAAAGAUUGUUUUCUGCUGCUCCAGAGAAGCGGACACGGAGCAAUGGAUUCAAACUUCAAGA